Molecule: messenger RNA, 2094 nt
Organism: Brachypodium distachyon (stiff brome)
Lineage: Eukaryota; Viridiplantae; Streptophyta; Magnoliopsida; Poales; Poaceae
Product: protein HOTHEAD
Exons: 3
Coding region: 21-1886 (621 amino acids)
Molecular function (GO): oxidoreductase activity, acting on CH-OH group of donors; flavin adenine dinucleotide binding
Source: RefSeq, a predicted model, not a curated record
CCGACGACGAACAAAAAUUAAUGGCGACGCGUGCACCUGCUGGCCUCCGGGGCCUAUCAUCAUCAGUACGGCCAUUGUCGGUCAUCGUGGCAGCACUUGUCAUCUCCCUCUGCCUAUGCACGCCGGCCACCUCGCAGCAAGAAGAAGAAGAAGCAUCAGCAUCGGCAUCGGCAUCGGCAUCGGCAGGGCAGAGGCAGCGGUACGGCUUCGGGCGGUUCGUGCGGCACGCGCGGGACGCGCCGCCGGUGUCGUCCCACUACAGCUACAUCGUCGUCGGCGGCGGCACGGCGGGCUGCCCUCUGGCGGCCACGCUGGCGGAAUCCGCCGGCGGAGGCCACGUGCUCCUCCUGGAGCGCGGCGGCUACCCGUACGGCAACCGCAACGUGUCGAGCGAGCUCCACUUCGCGGACGCGCUGGCGGACACGUCGCCGUCUUCCCCGGCCCAGCGGUUCGUGUCGGAGGAUGGCGUGGUGAACGCCCGCGCGCGCGUGCUGGGCGGCGGGAGCUGCCUCAACGCCGGCUUCUACACGCGUGCCAGCGGCGAGUACGUGCGCUCCUCCGGCUGGGAUGCGCGGCUGGUGAACGCGUCGUAUAAGUGGGUGGAGCGGGAGCUCGUGUUCCGGCCCGACGUGCCCCGGUGGCAGUGCGCGCUCCGGGAAGGGCUGCUACAGGCCGGCGUCACCCCCGACAACGGCUACACGUUCGACCACGUCCCCGGGACCAAGAUCGGCGGCACCAUCUUCGACCGCACCGGGCGCCGCCACACGGCCGCCGACUUCCUCCGCGGCGCGCACCCCCGCCGCCUCACCGUGCUUCUCCACGCCACCGUCUCGCGGAUCCUCUUCAAGCGCCGAGGGGCGGGGAAGCCGGUGGCGUACGGGGUGGUGUUCAGGGACCGGGCCGGCGUGCAGCACCACGCAUACCUGCGGAGCGGCGGCGGCGGAGAGGUGAUCCUGGCGGCGGGGACGCUGGGGAGCCCGCAGCUGCUGAUGCUGAGCGGGGUCGGCCCGCGGGCGCACCUGGAGAAGCACGGCAUCCGGCCCGUCGUCGUGGACCAGCCGCUGGUCGGGCAGGGCGUGGCAGACAACCCCAUGAACUCGGUGUUCGUCCCGUCCCCUUCCCCCGUCGCUCUCUCGCUCGUCCAGGUCGUCGGCGUCACCCGCUUCGGCUCCUUCAUCGAGGGCGUCAGCGGCUCCCAGUUCGGCAUCCCUCUCCACGGCGCAUCCCGCCGCCGCACAGCCCGCUCCUUCGGCAUGUUCUCCCCCAUGACGGGGCAGCUGGGGGCGCUGAGGCCGAGCGAGCGAACACCAGAAGCGAUGCGGCGGGCGGCGGACGCCAUGCGGCGGCUGGACAGGCGGGCCUUCCGCGGCGGCUUCAUCCUGGAGAAGAUCCUGGGGCCGCUCUCCACGGGGCACGUCGAGCUGCGCUCCACGGACCCGAACGCGAACCCGGCGGUGACCUUCAACUACUUCCGGGACCCCAAGGACGUGGAGCGGUGCGUGCGCGGGAUCGAGACCAUCGAGCGCGUGGUGCAUUCCAGGGCCUUCUCCCGGUUCACCUACGCCAACGCCAGCGCCAUGGAAGCCGCCUUCGACCGCGCCGCCCUGGCGAAGUUCCUCAACCUCAUGCCGCGCCACCCCAGGGACGACCGGCCGCUGCAGCAGUACUGCAGGGACACCGUCAUGACCAUCUGGCACUACCACGGCGGCUGCCACGUCGGCGACGUCGUGGACCAGGACUACCGGGUCAUCGGCGUCCAGGGGCUCCGCGUCGUCGAUAGCUCCACCUUCAAGUACUCCCCCGGCACCAACCCGCAGGCCACCGUCAUGAUGCUCGGCAGGUAUAUGGGGCUGAAAAUCCAGAAGGAGGGGUUGAUCGGGAAAUGACCAAGCAAGCAUUCCUUCUUCCUCAUCCAUUUAACGGAAUCACGGUCGCCUGGGCUAACUCCGACAGAGCAUUAUGUCUUCGUGCCGUCGGUCCCCUGCUUUCGGGUAUCUUCGGGAUUCUGUCAGGGCUCUUGCUUUGAUUCUUUCUUCUAGAGAAAUUGUUUUGUGGACGGUGUUUUACGCACACACAUUGUGUGAACUUAGCUGA